AUGCCUCAGCCCACGACUCCACCGACGGCCCCUCCGCCGCUCGGAACCCCACCACAGGCGCCCCGUCUGCCGUCGUCAAAGUCGCCGCUGCCAGCCUGGUUUCCUUCAUGGGACAGACACCUCUCGCCGCCACUACGGCCCCACCCAACGCCGCUGCCGCUGCCGCCGCCGCCACAAUCGCCGUGUUCCUCCGUUUUCCCAGUACCGAUGGACGCUGAGGCUGCCGUCACGCCGCCGCCGCCGUCGCCCACGGAGGUUGUUGCUCCGCUUGCUCAUCCGAGCAUACCCAAUAGCGGUGCGCGGCCUGGGCAAGUUUUCGACGAGAAAAUCGGGGUCGCUAGUGGACAGCACGCCUCGGCAGUUCCGCUGUUCGCCCCCUCAGCUGCGGCCCCCUGGGCGCCUCCACCUGUCGUCGGAAGCCCUACUCAAUGGCGGUGCAUCACUUCAGGAGGAGGGAUGUGGUAUCGAUAG
Messenger RNA from Schistocerca gregaria, 471 nucleotides. RefSeq lists its product as uncharacterized. The transcript has a single exon. The record is from RefSeq and is a predicted model, not a curated record. NCBI's taxonomy places the organism in Eukaryota, Metazoa, Arthropoda, Insecta, Orthoptera, Acrididae. Bases 1 to 471 code for a protein of 156 amino acids.